UGGGUGGUUUGCCUCCCAGGCUCCCAAGUCUUCUGUGUAACCAUACAUUUUCGACCCCGCCUUUUUGAGUCCAUCCUGGUAGGAGAAACUACAUUCUCGGCCCAAGCCACUCCAACUACCUAGAUCUUCGGUGUGUGACCAUCCACCAACCGCCCGAAACCCAUAUCGGAGCACACAGCCGCAAUGGCGGUGCAGCAAGUUGUCCCCCUCCGUUACAACGAUCCACGGGCUCUCGACAAGGAGCUCAAGAUGCUUUUUGGCGAUGGGAACUAUGCGGUCGAUUUUGAAAUGGGCCAGUUCAUUCUCACUGCGCCUCGCCAGCUAACUGAGAACGAGAUUGCGCAUAUAAAAAGCAAGCAGCGACACUACAAGCGGCGAUCAAACCGCGGGAAUGAGGUACUCAAGGUACUGGAUGUAGUAACUAUGGAAUCAUGGCGGUAGGCGCCUGUCCAACUUUGCACCUCUGCAGGCUGGGGUCAAUGUUUGCGGUCCAGUCCGCGUAGGCUCCCUCG
Messenger RNA from Canariomyces notabilis, 512 nucleotides. RefSeq lists its product as uncharacterized. The record is from RefSeq and is a predicted model, not a curated record. The coding region runs from base 184 to 441 and encodes 85 amino acids. The transcript is spliced from 4 exons. NCBI's taxonomy places the organism in Eukaryota, Fungi, Ascomycota, Sordariomycetes, Sordariales, Chaetomiaceae.